Messenger RNA from Tetranychus urticae (two-spotted spider mite), 2868 nucleotides. RefSeq lists its product as uncharacterized. The record is from RefSeq and is a predicted model, not a curated record. Gene Ontology annotation, molecular function: copper ion binding. Gene Ontology annotation, biological process: superoxide metabolic process. NCBI's taxonomy places the organism in Eukaryota, Metazoa, Arthropoda, Arachnida, Trombidiformes, Tetranychidae.
AAUGGGUUUAUAAUUUGUUGUUAAUUUUUGUUGAUGGAUCAGUUAGAUUCAAGUUACCAGACGAUACUCAAAAUUCUGGCGAAGAAAUAAUUUUUGGUUGCUAAAACUGUUUACAUUUUAUCUUUACACAAUCAUCGGUCAUCAGUUUACUCUCUUUGUUUCAAACCUUUGAGUCAUGUUAGUUUUCUUAAAACCAUUGUUGAUCCUUUUGAUUGCCAUAACUGAUUACCAAUGUUCAGCAUCAUUUUGGCCACCAAUUUUCUAUUCUUUUAACAGAGAUACUUCAACUUCUUCACCUAAAGCCACAGGUAUCAAAUCAAUUCUUGAUCCAUCAACUUGGAAAAAAACAUCGACUGCAACUGUUAACCCACCAUAUGCCCCUCUUCCACCUCCACCACCAGCUAAUUCCCCAUCGACUCCAAUAAACGUUUCAACACCAACGAUAGCUGUGUCUCUACCAUCUGUUUACUCGUCUAACCCUCCACCACCUCAGACAUCGAUCACUUAUCUAUCCAGCCCAGGAACUUACCCUUCUUCACAUGAUUGGCGUCUUUCUAAUCAGUAUCCAUCUCGGAGUCCACCAGCAGAAACGAUUAAUAAUCAACCAAUUGAUUUGGCUAUUGCUUGUAGAUUUGCAUCGAUUUAUAGACCCAGCUCUACAGGAUUAUAUUCAUCUCCAACAUCGCCAUUACCUUCUCAUUUGUCAUUACACCCUCCAUCGACAUAUUCCCAUUAUCCUACUUCUCAUUUAUCAUCCCCAACAAUUCCUAGUUCUAGUUCACCAUCAUCGACAGGAUCUCCACAUUCCUAUGUUGGAUACCGCUAUUUUGGGUAUCCAUGUGUUAUACCAUCAACAAUAUUACCAGAACAUUUGCCUAAUCUAUUACCUUAUCAACAAGUGCCAUUAGCAUCAGAUGCGACACCAGUAUGGUCUCUGCCUCCUCUAAUCUCACCUCUGACACCUUUAUCACUUUUUCCGGUGGUUAACAAAAUGGAUGAUGACUCGCCCCAAAAGAGUUGGACACAUGAAUCAUCCGAUUCUGAAAACUCGCCAUCAGAUCAUCCGUCGCAAUCGAGUCACCACUCUUCUCACAUGCAUAGAUCUGCUCGAGCAGUGGCCGAGUUAUCUGGUCCUUCUGGAGUAACUGGAACCGUUGUUUUCACUCAAAUUGGCCAUCAUCCAGUUUCGAUGGAAGGUAAAGUAAUGGGACUGGCUCCUGGUCCUCAUGGUUUGCACAUUUACGAGUUGCCAUUUAUUGCUGGGGAUUGUACAACUGCUGGUGAUCAUUAUAAUCCCAAGAAAACUGAACACGGAGGAAAAAAUGAUUGGAAUCGUCACAUUGGAGAUUUGGGAAACAUUUAUGUUUAUUCCGAUGGAGUUGCUUUUUUUGAAGAAAUGGAUUUACAAAUCAGUUUACACGGAGGCCAUUCAAUUGUUAAUCGCACUCUAGGUAUUUCCGAAAAGGCUGACGAUCUUGGUCGCGGAAAUGAUUUUCAAAGCAAGAAAGAUGGCAAUGCAGGAACUCCUAUUGCGUGUGGAAUCAUCCACUUGCGUCCAAUUUAAAAAUUAGACCAAUAAGAAUUGAAAUUAAAUUUUGAUUCAUAUACUAAAUUACAUUAUCAAGUCUCUAAUUUUGUAAGAAGAGUUUAAACAAAUCAUCAUCAUGUAUUUAGCAUAAACAUUUCACAGCCUGAGGAAUUAAGUUAUCGCUGAAAAAAUUCUGUGUCUAUUUUACCCGUUUAGAUUAGUUUAACAUUCCAUAAUGAAAAGUGAAGUAAGCUUAGAUAACUUGAUUUUUUCAGAUUGAACAAACAAUUAAGGUUUUCGGACAUGGCCGACUCUGAAUACCUUGUAAACAAAAAUACAAAAAUUGUAAAACAUUUCGUUUUUAUUUCUUUUAAUGUUUGAUAUUGCAGUGAGAAUUCAAUUUAAAGUAAAUUAUUAAGCUGAGGCUUUUGGUCGGACAUGAACUGAUUCAAUUUUACUUUAAAUAUGUUAGUAAGCUUAACCAGAUUAUAAUCAGCUUACAAUUGUUAGUCUAAACUUCGAGAAAUUCACAUUAAAAUACACGAUGUAUGAUCGAAAGUAGCUUACUCUUUAGCGCCCUCUAUACACACGAAGAUGCACGAACUGCUCAAACGCAAAUUUAAAAAUUUGCAGCCGUUGGAUAAAAUAUGUUUAUUGAUGUUUUCAUUGUGUUUACUUUGACUUGGUGUACAUAAUUUAUAUUUGUGAUAAUUAAUCGUGAUAUUUAUUGUUUCUGCAUUUUCAGUGUUUACUUCCACAGUCAUCUCUUCCUUCUUAAGUAAGAAAUUUCAUCGUUCUAUUUUGACUAUCUCUACAUUCAACAAAAAUGGCGCGUACAGUGCAACAAGUCAACAAGAAGAAACAGAAAAAGCUUUUACCAAAAUUCACCAAGAAAACCACAAAACGUACCAAACCCGGAGUAAGAUCAUUAAGAGAGAUAAAAUUUUAUCAAGCAUCUACAAAUUUAUUGUUAAGAAAAAGACCAUUCAUGAGACUGGUUAGAGAAGUUACCCAGAAAUUGUCACUGCAAGCUCAUUUCUGGCAAUUAACAGCUCUCGAAGCUCUUCAAGAAGCCGCAGAAACAUAUUUAACUCAUCUAUUUGAACAUUCAAAUCUCGCUGCCAUCCAUGCCAAAAGAAUUACAGUAUUUCCUAAGGACGUACAAUUCAUCUUGCGAAUCAAAGAAGAUGAUUUAUAAAAUGAAUGAAUGAAGAGUUGACCAAAAAAGGAAUCAUAUGUAUGGAUUGAAAUUUCCCACAAAAUUAUAACUUAUUUUGCUCUAAAAUGAAAAUAAGACAAGUUUAUUUUACAACAAUUAAAUCAAUUUUUUUGGUAAAUUA